This is a messenger RNA of Monodelphis domestica (gray short-tailed opossum), 2280 nucleotides long. It is a transcript of the gene TEX30, whose product is annotated as testis expressed 30. NCBI's taxonomy places the organism in Eukaryota, Metazoa, Chordata, Mammalia, Didelphimorphia, Didelphidae. The record is from RefSeq and is a predicted model, not a curated record.
UCAUCUUCCGCAGUUCAAAUAUGACUUCAGACACUUAGUACCUGUGGGACGGAGGACAGGUGAUUUAAACCAUUUAAACCUGUUUGCCUCGGUUUCUUCAUCUGCAAAAAGCUCUGGAGAAGGAAAUAGUGAACCAUUCCAGUAUCUUUGCCAAGAAAACCCCAAAACGGUCAUGAAGGGUAGGGCACGACUGAAAACUCCUGAACAAAAUAAACUGCUGCAAACAACAAAAGAAUGCUGGAUCUGGGUUAGGAAUUUGGGAAAAGCAGUUUUGUUAAUUUAAAGAGACCAGGGCAUUUAUGCUAGGAAAAAAAAAAAAAACAGCUACAACGGAUUUAAUCCCAGGAUGUCAGGUUACAUCCUUUUCUGCUAUUGACUUCUUAGGUGCCUGUGCUCAUUUCUCCUCUCCCGGCCCUAAGAAAACAAGUUCCUUUAACUGCAAAAUGACGGGAUUUAGCUAAAAUCGGAGGUUCUUAACCUUUCUCUAGGUGUCAUGGAUCUCUUUGGUGAAGCAUGUGGGACACCUUCUAAGAAAGAUGUUUUAAAAAAUAAAAUAUAUGUGAUUACAAAAGAAACCAUCUCUAAUGAAAUAGUUAGAAAAUAUAUUUUUUUAAAAAGUUCAUGGAACCGAGGUUGAGAAAUUUUGUGUUGGAAGAUCUCUUAAUAGAUUCUUUCAGAGGUUGUUUUGUUUUGAGCUUAAAGCGACACCUUUCCUGGGGGGGGGGGGGGGGGAGAAGGAGAGCGAGCUCAGGAAUGAGGCUGCAAGGAAGGAGUGGCGCUUUGUUCGACUCUCUAGCGGCCCCGGUUUUCUCAAUUCUAAAAUGGAGAUCAUCCCUUCUCUACCAUCAAGAGCUUUGCGCCUAGCCCUGCACAGUUAAGUGCUUAACAAAUGCGCACUUCCUUCUCUCCCUCCCUACCCCGUCCAGGGAUUUCGAGGACAAGCUCUCUCUUCUGCUGUUCACAGUUCACAAAGCGCCGCCAGCCCACCUCGCAGGCUCGCGUGACUAUUAGCAGUGAGUGACGGGGUAUGGCGUUCAGUAGAUGCUCAAUAAAGGUCCACAGACAAGUUUUAUUAUUAGGUAGAAGUGGCGGUAGCAGAAGGGAGAAGUAGCUGGAACAGGAAGAUAGCAAAUAGCAAACGUAAACGGCCAGCGUGCGGCUCCUCCUCAGGUCCGGGCAGGAGGGGCCGAAAUCCUGAGAAAGACGAAUCCCACCCAGGAAGUGGGAGUGGGCUGGGGUGGCGAAAAGCCGAGCGCGGUGUAGCAGGCUCACGGACUCCGAGCAAUGCCAAGGUUGAAAGUGUUUGCUUCAGAGCCAUAUAUGCUGUGUUUCCAAAACUGAUCCUGACAAUGAGUAAUUAUUCAGAGGUUAACCUGAAAAUACCUUUUGGAAAUAAGAACCUGGAUGCUGUUUGUACUGUCCCUGACAAGAUAUUAACUGAUCAGGUGUUAAUAUAUGCAGUGAUUCUUACCCAUGGAGCUGCAGGAGAUAUGAAUUUUCCUCACUUGAAAUCACUGGCCAACCACCUUGCAAGUAAUGGGAUCCUGUGCCUGAGGUUUACUUGCAAAGGCCUCAAUAUCACGCACCGAAUAAAGGCAUAUAAAGCUGUUUUGGAAUAUCUGAAGACUUCAGAUGAGUACAGACUUGCAGGAAUUUUCCUUGGAGGUCGCUCCAUGGGUUCUCGAGCUGCUGCUUCUGUGAUGUGUCAGAUCGAAUCGGAAGAUGGCGAUGACUUUAUCCGAGGUCUCAUCUGCUUCUCUUACCCCCUGCAUCGUCCGAAGCAGCAACAUAAGCUCCGGAAUGAAAGCUUGCUGCUCAUAAAAGGCCCCGUGCUGUUUGUUUCAGGCUCCGCCGACGAGAUGUGUGAAAAGAAAUUGCUGGAGAAAGUCGCAAAGACAAUGAAAGCUCCUACUAAGAUCCACUGGGUUAAGAAAGCCAGUCAUUCUAUGGCUGUGAAAGGAAGAUCUGCUGAUGAUGUUUUGAAGGAAAUCAACUCACGUGUUCUUUCUUGGAUCCAAGAAGUCAUUCAACUGGACAAGAAAUAAUUCAUUGAUUAAAAAGCCCUAUGUCACUUGAGAUUUGUAUAUUUGAUUUGAUGAGGAAAACAGUGAGUCUCAGAAUUGUGAGGCAUGUGUUUGACCCGUUUAAUGUCUCUUUAUUAAUAUGCUUUGAAAGCAAAUGUUACCUUGUGCAAAAAUGAGAAAAUACUGAGAUUAUAGAAAAUCGAAAUGGCUUUUAUCAAAUAUUUUUCAAAAUCAUUAAACAUUCACUUGUUUCCCA